Messenger RNA from Pelmatolapia mariae (spotted tilapia), 1316 nucleotides. RefSeq lists its product as uncharacterized. Gene Ontology annotation, biological process: iron-sulfur cluster assembly. The transcript has 8 exons. Gene Ontology annotation, cellular component: mitochondrion. The coding region runs from base 60 to 875 and encodes 271 amino acids. Gene Ontology annotation, molecular function: iron ion binding; 4 iron, 4 sulfur cluster binding. NCBI's taxonomy places the organism in Eukaryota, Metazoa, Chordata, Actinopteri, Cichliformes, Cichlidae. The record is from RefSeq and is a predicted model, not a curated record.
AGCACAGCGUGCCGUCUGUCUGUCUGCCGCGUGGGGUCCUCAUUUUCAAAACAAACAAAAUGGCGGCGCGCAUGAGAUGGGGUCUUCAGCAGCUUUUACGGACAAGAAAUACGGCUCACUUUAGGUUUCCACAGCAAACCAGACGUUCAUACCACUCACUGUCCCCGACUCAGAGCUUCAGAAGAGUCCAGCCUCACCUCGGGAUAGGAGCCACACAAUUCCCAAUAAGACACCUGUCCAUCCAGACUCAAGAUACACCGAACCCCAGAAGCCUGAAGUUUCUUCCCGGUAAACCCGUCCUAGGAAGUGGAACGCUUGACUUUCCUUCUCCAAGCUCAGCUGGAUGUUCUUCUUUAGCCAGAGACCUCUUUGAAAUUGAAGGAGUACAGAGUGUGUUCUUUGGCCCCGACUUCAUUACUGUCACUAAAACGGACGAGGAUGUUGAGUGGACGGACAUUAAGCGUCAUGCUCUGGAGGCCAUUGCUAAGUUCUUUGAGAGUGGUGAGCCGAUAACAACUGGAGCAGUGCACCAUGAAAGCAGUCAUUCUGAAGAUGAUGAUGAUAUUGUUUGUAUCAUAAAGGAGCUUCUGGACACCAGAAUCAGACCUACAGUGCAGGAGGAUGGAGGUGAUGUCAUCUUUAAGGGUUUUGAGAACGGAGUAGUCAAGCUGAAGCUGGUUGGUUCCUGCACAGGUUGUCCCAGUUCUACAGUCACACUGAAAAAUGGGAUCCAGAACAUGAUGCAGUUUUACAUCCCUGAAGUGGACAAAGUGGAACAGGUGGAAGAUGAAGUGGAUGAAAUCAGUGCAAAGGUUUUCUCAGAAGUGGAGCGCAAAUUGCAAGAUGAGAAAGUUCCCCAGCCGACCCACUCAUAGACUUUGUUAUAUACACAGCACUGUAGUGUUUCCACAUAUUACUGUUCUAAAUCAUAAUACUGAGGAACAGAAAAUUACCUACUAUACUGUAUACUGUUAAGAGUUCUGUACAUACUGUAUUCACCCAGUUGCCAGGUAGAGAUCAUUAACUGUAUGUCUGUUUACAGAAGGUUCACUGUAAAUGGUGUGUUUUUAUUUAUUAUAAAUACUGUAUAUUUUGAAAGAUGGAGAUAUUUGAACGUGUGUGGCAUUGGUUAAGACUGUUUAGAGGGACGUUUUGAUAAAAUGAUCCACCGGCAAGUACAGUAAUCUGUAAAUGAAAUACGAGAUACUGAGGCUACAAUUAUUAAUUGAACUGAGGUAGGAUAACAGUUUAUAUGUAACCUGAAUUUAUGUGGUCUAAUGUAAUAACUUCAUUACAUUAAAGUUCACUAUUUGAAA